AUGAGGUGGAUUUUAUUGGUUUUCCAAGUUGGAUGCUGCUCAAACCAUCACCUGCCCGGUUAUGAUGUAUUUUGUCAAUUUCAUUUUUCAGAUUCGUUGUUUAUCAUCUAUACAAACAUGUCCAAUCCAUCUGAUAUUCCCAAUAAUCAAAUUGCCAACGAGCAACCCAAAGACAAGACUGAUCAUGCCGCAGAAAAGUCCCAUAAAGCUGAAGAACAUGCCCAUACCGGUACCCACCAUGGACAUGACUCUCAUGUUGCCCCUGUUAAUGUCGCUGAAACGCAGGCCCCACUUGGAAAUUAUAGCAUCUUAAGUGGCAUUCAGCCAUUAAGAUAAACAAGAACACUUACUACCAUUUUAAGUUUAUAAAUAAAACUACCAAUACUACUUAAAACAGGCUGAAAUGUCAUAAA
This is a messenger RNA of Mucor mucedo, 413 nucleotides long. RefSeq lists its product as uncharacterized. The transcript has 2 exons. Lineage: Eukaryota; Fungi; Mucoromycota; Mucoromycetes; Mucorales; Mucoraceae. The record is from RefSeq and is a predicted model, not a curated record. Bases 1 to 336 code for a protein of 111 amino acids.